GAGAGAUGUUUCGUCAUGAUCGUGUUGGAGCCUGAUAUCGACCACUGUUGUCAUUGGGAGAAGCCCUGUUUUGCCGCCCCCCCUCCCUCGCUGGGCCCCCGUGUAGAGCCGCCUUGCAGAGUUGAGUCGGGCUGGGAGAGGAAUGCGCUGGGAUGCGGAGCAGCACCGACUGUAGGAAAUCGACGCCACAACUCGCACAGUAUGGACAGUAAUGAUCCGUAUUUACACCUCAACUCUACAGGGCCAAUGAGCACAGCCCACACUCACCACUCUCACAUGGGUGGCAUGGUGGGCCACCCAUCAGUCAUCAGCAGCUCCAGGCCCUUACCGUCCCCCAUGUCCACCCUGGGCUCGCCAAUGAAUGGCCUGGCCUCGCCCUACCCCGUCAUCACAUCUUCUCUUGGCUCGCCUUCUGUAUCGCUGCCGUCCACACCCAACAUGAACUUUGGACCACUCAGCAGUCCACAGAUGAAUUCUAUGAACAGUGUUAGCAGCUCCGAGGACAUCAAGCCUCCACCGGGUCUACAGAAUCUGGGAAACAUCAACUACCAGUGUACAAGCCCCGGGGGAAUGUCAAAGCACAUCUGCUCCAUUUGCGGGGACCGCUCCUCAGGGAAGCACUAUGGUGUGUACAGCUGUGAGGGAUGUAAAGGUUUCUUUAAGAGGACUGUCCGGAAAGAUCUUACCUACACAUGUCGAGACAGCAAGGAGUGCCUGAUUGACAAGCGCCAGCGAAACCGCUGCCAAUACUGUCGCUACCAGAAGUGCCUGGCCAUGGGCAUGAAGAGAGAAGGUGUGUGUUCAGCGGUGCAGGAAGAGAGGCAACGUGGGAAGGAGCGGGGGGAAAGCGAGGUGGAAUCUACCAGCAGUUUCAAUGAGGAAAUGCCUGUGGACAAGAUCCUGGAUGCUGAGCUGGCUGUGGAGCCCAAAACAGAGACGUACAGUGACGGCAGCCCCAGCAACUCAACCAACGACCCAGUCACCAAUAUAUGUCAAGCAGCAGACAAGCAGCUCUUCACCUUGGUGGAGUGGGCCAAAAGGAUCCCACACUUCUCCGAACUCCCCCUCGAUGACCAGGUCAUCCUAUUACGAGCAGAGUCCUGACAGAGUUGGUAUCUAAAAUGAAAGAUAUGCAGAUGGAUAAGACAGAGCUCGGCUGCCUGCGAGCCAUCGUCCUCUUCAACCCAGAUGCAAAAGGUCUUUCAAACCCACCAGAGGUUGAGGGGCUGAGGGAAAAAGUUUAUGCCUCAUUGGAAUCGUACACAAAACAGAAAUACCCAGACCAGCCUGGAAGGUUUGCCAAGCUGCUACUCCGCCUGCCCGCCCUGCGCUCCAUCGGCCUCAAGUGUCUGGAGCAUCUGUUCUUCUUCAAGCUGAUCGGGGACACGCCUAUCGACACCUUCCUGAUGGAGAUGCUGGAGGCUCCGCAUCAGAUCACAUGACACCAGUCCCCCCCUUCCCCCUGUAUAUACUCCCACGUUGUCAGCAAUAUGAAGAUGGAAUAAAAAAAGACUUGAUUCAAAUUGUAAAACAGCAUAUUUUGUACCUAGCAAAACAUUGUAAUUAAAAUUGAAUAAAAAGUAUUUUGAGGUUGUGGGGCCGGGUGGAGUCGUGAGACGGAGGAUCGAGUACACUGUCAAAAUGAAUUCUAAUAGAAUUGUUAACAGAUUACUUUUGUAAAUAGAUAAUUUCAGGUGUCCGUUUUAAAAGCAACCCAAUGCAAUUUGAAAAAGCAUCAUAUUUUAUUCAAAGAGGAAUUGUAUAAAAAAAAGAAACCAUCCUUGAAUUUCUUAAAACACAUUUGAGAAUUCUUACAGAAUAAAGUUAUUUAAAAAUGUA
Messenger RNA from Morone saxatilis (striped sea-bass), 1839 nucleotides. It is a transcript of the gene rxrgb, whose product is annotated as retinoid X receptor, gamma b. Gene Ontology annotation, molecular function: zinc ion binding; nuclear steroid receptor activity; retinoic acid-responsive element binding. NCBI's taxonomy places the organism in Eukaryota, Metazoa, Chordata, Actinopteri, Moronidae. Gene Ontology annotation, biological process: cell differentiation; positive regulation of transcription by RNA polymerase II; retinoic acid receptor signaling pathway. Gene Ontology annotation, cellular component: RNA polymerase II transcription regulator complex; nucleus. The record is from RefSeq and is a predicted model, not a curated record.